Molecule: messenger RNA, 1750 nt
Organism: Camelina sativa (false flax)
Lineage: Eukaryota; Viridiplantae; Streptophyta; Magnoliopsida; Brassicales; Brassicaceae
Product: protein MANNAN SYNTHESIS-RELATED 1
Source: RefSeq, a predicted model, not a curated record
ACAAAAAAGGAGUGAUCUUUUUCGACAAACAUUUAUUGUAAAAAUAAAAUAAAAAUCCAAAAGAGAAACUGAGAUUUCAUAUUUGAGGAAGAUAGAUUGUCUCUAUCUGCCCCACGACACAACUCAACAACACCUCUCUUUGUUGGAGUCUCUUUUUCUUCUCUCUCUCUCUCUAUUUUAACUCAUCUACUACUACUACUACUCUGUCUUUGUAAGAGAGAGAAGGAGUAAGAAAUUAUGGGUUUUGAUUUGAGGCAAGUAGUUGCUGGUAUUCUCACCAUUACCAUGUUUGUGAUGCUUGGACAGAUGCUUCAUCGAGAUUACUUUGAUUCUCUUCAGGAGAAAGCUCAGGGAGAUGCACAAGAUAUUGAAUUUGAAGGAUCUAAAGUCGCUGUGAAAGAUGGUCUUGUCGGAACCGUUGACGGCAAUCGUAAUGGACCUUGGAUGGAAGAUAACACUGAUCUGAAUCCUUGUUGGCCAACAUUACUAUCCGAUGAAGCUGUAUCAUCUAAAGGGUAUGUUACAUUCUCACUAACCAAUGGUCCUGAGUACCAUAUCUCUCAGAUCACUGAUGCUGUAAUGGUGGCAAAGCAUCUUGGAGCAACUCUAGUACUUCCUGAUAUAAGAGGAAGCAAACCUGGUGAUGAAAGGAGUUUUGAAGAUAUCUAUGAUGCGGAUAAGCUAAUUAAAAGCUUGGAAAAUGUCGUUAAAGUUGUGAAACAAUUGCCUGAAGAAGUCUCUCUAAGGAACAUGGCCAUUGUGAAGGUUCCUACCAGAGUUACAGAAGAUUACAUUAAGGAGCACAUUGUUCCCAUCUUCAAAUCCAAAGGAAACAUUCGAGUCGCAUCAUACUUCCCUUCUGUAAACCUGAGGAAAUCCUCACAAGAUGGCGAAACUGAUCCUGUGGCGUGUUUAGCAAUGUUUGGGUCAUUGGAGCUGCAACCUGAAGUGAAUGCAGUGGCUGAAUCAAUGGUUGAGCGGUUGAGGACACAUAGCCGGAAAUCAGGUGGCCGUUUCAUAGCGGUAGACCUUAGAAUCGACGUACUUGAGAAGAAAAAUUGCCAUACAACUGGUGUUGGAGGGUCCAAGACAUGUUACAAUGCGCAAGAGAUUGCUUUAUUCUUGAGGAAGCUUGGAUUUGCUAGCGACACAACUAUCUAUCUGACUCAGCCAAGAUGGGACAGUAGCCUCAAUAUCCUUAAGGAUAUCUUCCCGAAAACGUUCACAAAGGAAGCAAUAAUGCCGGCAAGUAAGAGAUCAAAGUACCUUGAAUCAGAGAGUUCUGAGUAUGAAAAUGCUAUCGACUUCGACAUAAGCUCAAGAAGCGAUGUCUUUAUUCCAGCCAUAUCCGGUCUGUUUUAUGCAAACACAGUAGGCAAAAGGAUAGCUUUAGGUAAGCCUCAAGUGCUAGUUCCUGCAGAAAUCUCAGAGACAUCUGGCCUUGCUACAGAUUUUAUCUCUCCGUACAUCUCAAAGAAGAACCACUUGGCUUAUUCAUGCUUUUGCUGACCUUCUCGCAUUUGUAAAGUAAUCUCCACGCAUACUUCCUCGGAAGGCCUUCUCAGUUUUCAUCAAGUGUAAGCAAUUUAAUUAUUCUCUUGUUUUUAUUUGUAAGUUUGUUUCAAUCUAAGUUGUUUUUUUUUUUUGCAUUCUAUAAAUUUUGCUCUAUAGUGCGAAACACAUAAAUUGUUUGUAAGAUUGAUUUAGUGUUGAGGGUUUUUAGUGAAGGAAGAAGAAACAUGUGAACUAA